AUGGCACCUCCAAAACCCGUCUACAUCCUCUCCACUACCCGCACCCCAGUCGGCAUGUUUCAGGGUUCACUCUCUUCCCAAACAGCAGUCCAACUCGGCUCCCAUGCAAUCAAGUCCGCCGUCAAGCUCGCCAACAUCUCGCCCUCUGAAGUCGAAGAAGUCUACUUUGGCAACGUCCUCCAAGCAAAUGUCGGUCAGAACCCAGCCCGCCAAUGCGCAAUCUACGCCGGACUGCCUGAGAGCACCGAAGCGACGACGGUGAACAAAGUGUGCGCGAGCAGUGUGAAGGCAAUGGCGCUAGCAGCGCAGAGCAUUCUGUGUGGAACAGCAGAUGUGAUUGUUGCAGGUGGAGCAGAGAGCAUGAGCAAUGCACCCCACUAUCUACCCAACAUGCGGACGGGAGCGAAGUUCGGCGACCAGACGCUCGUGGACGGCAUACUUCGAGACGGUCUCAGUGACGCAUACUCCAGCCAACACAUGGGUCUGCAAGGCGAGGAGUGCGCAGAAGACCACGGCUUCAACCGCGAACAGCAAGACGACUACUGCAUCCGCAGCUACAAGAAAGCCCAAGCGGCGCAGGAGAAGGGAUGGUUCGCAGACGAGAUCUCACCCGUCACUAUCCCAGGUGUGCGCGGGAAGCCAGAUACUAGUGUGGGCAAUGACGAUGAGCCGAAGAAUUUCAACGAGUCCAAAACCAGGACCCUCAAACCGGCUUUCAAGAAGGAAGGCGGUACAGUGACCCCGGCCAAUGCUUCACCUCUCUCCGACGGUGCAGCAGCCAUGGUCAUUGUUAGCGAAGAGUACGUCAAGAAGCACAAUCUCAAACCCAUCGCCAAAAUCCUCGGCUGGGGCGAUGCAGCCAAGGCACCGUCGAAAUUCACCACCGCACCUUCCCUCGCCAUCCCUAAAGCGUUGAAGCACGCCGGUAUCAAGCAAGAAGACGUCGACGCAUUCGAGAUCAACGAGGCGUUCUCCGUUGUCGCACUGGCGAACAUGAAGAUCCUGGGCCUGAAGGAAGAGAAGGUCAAUCUGCACGGCGGGGCUGUGGCGUUGGGACAUCCGCUCGGUGCUUCAGGAGCGAGGAUCGUGACGACGUUGAUGGGUGUCUUGAGGGAGACGAAGGGGAAGAUUGGGUGCGCGGGCAUUUGCAACGGUGGAGGAGGUGCAAGUGCGAUUGUGAUCGAGAGGUUGGAUGGUGGUGCGACCAAUGGUGUCAAUGGGAGCUCCUAG
Molecule: messenger RNA, 1230 nt
Organism: Saxophila tyrrhenica
Lineage: Eukaryota; Fungi; Ascomycota; Dothideomycetes; Mycosphaerellales; Extremaceae
Gene: ERG10
Product: erg10, acetyl-CoA C-acetyltransferase
Exons: 1
Coding region: 1-1230 (409 amino acids)
Biological process (GO): ergosterol biosynthetic process; fatty acid beta-oxidation
Cellular component (GO): mitochondrion
Molecular function (GO): acetyl-CoA C-acetyltransferase activity
Source: RefSeq, a predicted model, not a curated record